Messenger RNA from Bemisia tabaci, 2057 nucleotides. It is a transcript of the gene cathD, whose product is annotated as cathepsin D. The record is from RefSeq and is a predicted model, not a curated record. Gene Ontology annotation, cellular component: lysosome. Gene Ontology annotation, biological process: cell death; proteolysis. NCBI's taxonomy places the organism in Eukaryota, Metazoa, Arthropoda, Insecta, Hemiptera, Aleyrodidae. Gene Ontology annotation, molecular function: aspartic-type endopeptidase activity.
UUAUCUUAUCAUCCUAACCUGCUGCUCACCCUGCUCGUUGCCGUGAAGAUCAAAACAGCGAACAAGCUUUCUUUUGUAGAACGAAAAUCCUUUUUCUUAUCAGUUUAUUGCUCAAGUUCCAAUUCGUUUCUCAGAUACGACCACCGUAGCCUCAUGCGUGUGAAAUUCGAAAGUCAGUUAAUGAAUCGCGUCUAAACGUGCCUUCCUCGAAAUUCUUGUAACAAUUUUACCUUUGUCAAGUAGUCAAGAUGAUUUGCAGAAAUGUCUUCAUUUGCUCCCUCUUAGUUUGCUUCGGAGUAUCUCAUGCUAAAAAAUUCGUUCGAGUGCCGUUACACAAAAUACCCUCUGUCAGAAGUGAAGCGAGGAAUGUUGAUCUGGACUUGAAUGAAGUACGCAUUCAGUAUGGAGACUACAGUGAGCUGAAUGGCCCUGAACCGUUACAAAAUUAUAUGGAUGCACAAUACUAUGGCCCAAUCACCAUUGGAACUCCUCCUCAGAAUUUUAAGGUUGUUUUCGAUACUGGAUCCUCUAACCUUUGGGUGCCCUCCAAAAAGUGUAGCAUCACCAACAUAGCAUGUUUGACUCACAGCAAAUACAACAGCAAAGCCUCCUCCACCUAUGUAGCUAAUGGCACAAAAUUCCAUAUUGCUUACGGAUCUGGUAGUCUCAGUGGAUUUCUCUCUACAGAUACUGUUUCGAUUGCUGGGUUAUCUAUUGUAAACCAAACAUUUGCAGAAGCUGUGACAGAACCAGGUCUAAUUUUUGUAAUGGCUAAGUUUGAUGGUAUCCUAGGACUUGGAUAUGAUACAAUCUCUGUUGAUGGUGUUGUUCCUCCCAUCUACAAAAUGUACCAGCAAGGUUUAAUUGACGCACCAGUUUUCUCAUUUUAUCUAAACAGAAACACAUCGACUCAGCCAGGUGGUGAGAUUAUUUUUGGUGGCUCAGAUAGUGAAAAGUACAAGGGUGACUUCACUUAUGUACCUGUAACCAAAGAAGGAUAUUGGCAGUUCACCAUGGAUGCGCUAACAGUUCAGGAUAGCAACUUCUGUUCUCCAUCUUGCAAUGCUAUCGCCGAUACUGGUACCAGUCUCAUUGCUGGUCCAAGUGCUGAAGUGAAAAAGAUCAAUAAACUAAUAGGUGCGGUUGGCACUGGAGCGGAAAGUUUUGUUGCUUGUGACUUGGUAAGCAGCUUACCAACCAUCAAGUUUGGUAUUGGAGGAAAAAUGUUCGCUCUUGAGGGAAAAGAUUAUAUUUUAGAGGUUUCCACCAUGGGCAAAAAAGUGUGUCUAUCAGGUUUCAUGGGCAUUGAUUUACCGCCUAGAACUGGACCUUUGUGGAUCCUUGGAGAUGUGUUCAUCGGAAAGUAUUACACAGAAUUUGACCUCGCCCAAAAUCGUGUUGGAUUUGCAGAAGCUGUAUAGUUUUUGUUUAUGAUUCUAGUGUUCAUUCCCUGUAUCUCUCUUUCAUGGAACAAAAGUCAGUUGCCUUAGUUUUUUUCAAAAGGUGUAGUUAGAAUGUAGAAAUUCAUUAUUUUUGGAUUUUAACUAUUAAUUUAAGUUUUUCCAAGUCUUAAUAGUCAUUAAUUAACACCACUGCUCAAAUAAGAUUGAAAUGCCUCAUAAUUUUGAAAAAUUUUACGUUUAUGAAGAACUUUCAGUCCGCACCUUUGAAUUAUGGUCAUUUCUCCAGUACGAGAAAAUUUAUCUGAAACUUUGCAAUUUUUCAAUCCUUAAAUACUCAUUGAAAUUUCAAUAUUCUUUUUUUAUUGAUAUUAAAAGAUUUUCUGUUUUCCUACUUAAAAUGUUUUCCAGUUACCUUUAUUGUGAACAAAAUGAAACUCGGGCAAAGUCUGUGGAAUUGACCAUUUGAAGUCUGAUUUUUAAAAUUUUUAAAAUAAUUGUAGCUGAUUGUGAUACGUUUUACAAGUCAAAAGUUCCCGAUGAUGAUCAAAGAUAAAAUACUCAAUAGAAUGAGUUGUAAUAAUUUGCCGGUUGUAAUUAUAGUUUUGUGAUUUGACAUAUUUUGUGCACUAAUAAAUUUUUCUAAUUUAUUUUGAA